Megalobrama amblycephala (Wuchang bream) is the source of this 12044-nucleotide messenger RNA. RefSeq names its product fibronectin type III domain containing 7, related sequence 1 (gene fndc7rs1). Gene Ontology annotation, molecular function: protein binding. The record is from RefSeq and is a predicted model, not a curated record. Bases 174 to 11576 code for a protein of 3800 amino acids. The transcript has 48 exons. NCBI's taxonomy places the organism in Eukaryota, Metazoa, Chordata, Actinopteri, Cypriniformes, Xenocyprididae.
UGUCUUCAGCCCAGAGGCAUCCACCUGUCCUCAUUUUGGAUGCACUGAUUGGUUCUCACAGAGCAGGUAUACUUGCUCCAUGCCACAAAACAUUUCAGAUUUCUUUCCUUAUUGCCAAGUGUAUGUACCUUAACUUACCUGUAACUUAUUAGCACCUUACACAUCAAUCAGAGAUGCUUCUUCCAGGGACACUGUGCGUCUUUGUAACACUGUUUUCACUGACACAGGUAAAAGAAGCUUCUGCAGGCUGUGACUCAACAUCAAUAUCAUCAAUAUCAUCACCUAGUGCAUCGACUCUCCUUGUAAAAUGGAGCAGUUAUCCAGGAGCGACAAGCUAUGUUCUGGAAGCCAAGGCUGUGAAUUCAACCAGCUUACCAACUGUUUCUACUGGAUCUCUCUCUUCAUCCACUUUGGAUAAAGUGGUCCAAGGCUUAAAACCUGGACAAAUUUAUACAGUGACUUUAAAAGUGUUUGUGGUGAAUUAUGUGACGUGCAUCAUCUCUCAGACGGCACAGACAAUUCCUGCCACCUCGCAAAUAACAUACGCGAAAGCAAUAUCGAGCACCUCGAUCAGGUUUGAGUGGUCCGGUGCGCAAGGAGCCGAUAGAUACUUUUUGAUAGUGAAUGGAACUUUCCACAGUGAGACACAUAACCUCACAUUCACCACGCUAAAUGGACAAGUAGACAACCUCCAGCGAUCCACCGCAUACAACUGUUACGUUUACUCCUCUAAUGCUGCAGGACUCGGCGCCAAGAGUCUUACUAAAACCAUCAGAACGUUGGUGCAGCCACCAGAUGGAGUAAACGUGACGGAGUUAACCCAGAGUACGGCUCGCGUAUCAUGGUUAAGCGUCCCAGGGGUCCUGCUCUACCAGGUUUCAGUCAUAGCCAAUAAUAAGCCGGGACUUGGCCCUGUUCUUAAGAACGUCACCGGUACCGCUGUGAAUAUCUCAAACCUGGAGCCGUGUUUAACAUACACAAUAGGGAUUGCAUCCAUCAACAUGUUCCUGGAACCAGGAGAGUCUGCCAACGUCACCUACACAACUUCCAACAUUCCAGCAGUUUCCUCCAUCUCUGUGGAGUAUAGCUGUGCUACUGCUAGGGCAUCGGUUAGUUGGGUUGCAGUGUUUGGAGCCACGUCGUACCGUGCGGUCAUAACAGAUGGCCAAAGCCGGUCGCUUAACUGCACAACCAAUGGCACAGCCUGCCAGAUCCCGGAGCUGCAUUGUGGAGAAAUAUACUCUGUUCGGAUUACAGCCAUUGCUAACUGUGAAAGCACCUCAGAUGGCAACUACUUCUUUGAGACAGCACCCUGCCCACCCAAAGCACCAACUCUGUACCGUGAGUGUUCCAGCAAUGUCAUCUUGUUCUCAUGGAAUGCCACCAACAACACGCUUUAUUACCACGCCAUUGCUGUGGACUCGGACAGCCAGGUAAUUGAUUGCAUCACUGUGGACACCUCCUGCUACUUCACCGACAGCGUCUGCGGUAAGGGCUACAGCUUCUACGUCAAAUCCAUCUACUCCGGAGGACUAGACUGUGACAGUGGAUAUACACAAGGAGAGGUGAUCAGAACGGGCCCAUGUUUGCCACAGAAUGUCCGUACAACUACAAACUGUAAUAGUACCAGCACUGCUGUAACUUCUUGGGACAUGGCUGAAGGAGCCUACACCUACACUGUGGAAGCUCGUGGUAAUAGUAAAGAUUUCUACAACUGUUCGUCUCUAAACUCAAGCUGCACACUAUCAAAUCUGGAGUGCGGAGAGAGCCUUAGCAUGUGGAUUGUUGCCACUGAUGGUGACUGUACUACUGAUCCUGUGAUGGGAGAGACGGCAGAGACAGUUCCCUGCAUACCUCAGAAUGUGUCCGCUGUGGAGAACUGCAGUUCAGACUCUGCCUCCCUCACAUGGCUUCCUAGCAACGGUGCCGUUUUCUACAUGGGAAUAGCCACACAUGAGGAUGGCACAGUUCACACCUGCACUGCCAUGGCGGCACAGUGCACAUUUGAAAACCUGAGUUGCGGCCAGACGUAUGAUGCCUUUGUCAUAGCAACAAACCUGCAAUGCAACAGUUCUGAGAGUCAACAUGUCACCCUACAGACAGCCCCAUGUGCUCCAGUCAGCGUGAUGGUAGAGACUACAGACUGUGCAGCGAAUCGUGCGACAGUAAGCUGGCAGACCCUUCAGUCUGGGGGUCUGUACACAGCAGUACUGCAGGGUGAACAUGGAGCCACGGUUAACUGCAGCACCAGCUUUAACAACUGCACAACAGCAAACCUGCUCUGCGGAGUGAACUAUAACGUCACAGUCACAGUGAAUGAUGGUCACUGCAGGAGUCUGCCAUCCACACCCAUUCAGAUACAGUCAGCUCCAUGUGACCCUCAAAACGUCACAACCGUGCUCCAGUGUGACACCAAUGCGGGUAACGUGACAUGGGCUGCCAGCGCAGGAGCAAAUCAUGGGUACACGGCAAUGGCAACAGACGGGCAGCAGCAACGCUUAGCUUCUUGUCACACUAUGGGGACUUCCUGUCAGCUGACCAAUCUGCCAUGUGGGAUGAGACUAAAUGUGACUGUCCAAGCUGAUGGAGCCUCCUGCAACAGCAGCUCUCAACCUAAAGCUGCAGUAGUAACAGCACCCUGCAUUCCCACCCAUGUCACUGCUGCUCUAAACUGUACCUCCAACAUUGCUUCCAUCACCUGGUACAGUGCACUUGGUGCCACUUGGUACUUGGUAAAGGCAGAAGGAAGCCAAGGGUAUAAGACGUCCUGCAACAACACUGUCCCUCACUGUGAUAUCCCAAACCUGCAGUGUGGCCAGGAAUAUUCCAUCACAGUCAUGGCCGUAAACGGUGACUGCAUGGGCCCGGCUAGCCAGCCUAUCACUCUCAUCUCAGCACCAUGUCCUAAUACUGGCGUUCAAGCCAAACUGGAUUGCAGCACCAACUCAGCACUCAUAUCUUGGACACCAGGCAAUGGUACACUAAGUUUCAAUGCAACACUGCAGUCUUUCCAGGACACCCAAAAGCACAGCUGUUUCACCACCGGCUCCUCAUGCAACAUCACAUCACUGCCGUGUGGUCAGCACUACAAUGUCAGUGUUACAGGAUACGGCCAGAACUGUUCAACCUGUUCUAAACCCUUGGUCACUCUUGACACAGCUCCAUGUGUUCCUACUCAAGUCAAUGUGUCAUUAUCCUGUGGGUCUGACACUGCGUCUGUUUCCUGGGCAGCAUCUAGUGGACUUGUUUCGUACUAUAUAGUAACAGCAGAAGGUGAUAAUGGAAUUACGCUAACCUGCAACUCCAGCAGCACUUCCUGUAACAUCAGCAGCCUGGCAUGUGGUCAGGCAUACAACGUGUCAGUCACAGCUAUGAGCGCUGACUGCACGGGGCAACGUAGCGAAGUCCGUCGUGUCAAUACUGCACCCUGUGCUCCUCAGUCUGUGGUCAGUCAGCUCGUAGACUGCCAAACAGGAGAUGUUCAAGUUAGCUGGCAGUCGAGCAAAGGGGCGCAGAUCUACUAUGCUCAAGCAAAAUCUACUAGCAAGAUUCUGGUGUGCAACUCCACCUCCACCUCCACAUCCUGCCUGCUCCCUGCAACUGGCUGUGGGCAGACAUACAAUAUCACUGUGGCUGCUGAGGGCAACGGCUGUAGCACCAACAGUGUGACCAGUCAGGUUAUGACAGCACCAUGUCCACCCAGUUCUGUCGCCGCUGUUUUGGACUGCUCUGCAAACACAGUCUUGGUGUCCUGGAGCUCCUUGAGCUUUCCUGGGGUUGGGUACACAGCAAGAGCGAUUGGCCGACUGGGGCCCUAUAGUGUUGUGGAGUGUAACACAACAAACUUGAACUGCACUAUCACUCACCUGCAAUGUAGCAGCCAAUACAACGUCAGUGUCACCGCUUCUCAAAACAACUGUACUAGCAAACCCAGCAUAGAGUUCUCCUUCAAUACAGCUCCAUGUGUGCCGGUUCUGAAUGAUGUGGCCCUGAACUGUAGCUCAAAGUCCGCUGUGGUGAACUGGUCUAGUUCAGGGUCGAGUCUAGAUGUGUUUUCGUUUAGCACAGUGAGCGCUCAGGGUGAACAGCUGGGCUGUGGUAGCUUUAAUAAUCACUCUUGUGUGGUGGAUGGACUGCAGUGUGGACAGACGUACACGUUCAGUAUGAAUGCAACGCAAGGCCAAUGCACCAGUGCUAGCAACACGCUACAGAGGGAAACAGCCCCAUGCCCUCCACUGAAUAUCCAGUCCAGAAUGAACUGUGGCAACAACACAGCGAGUGUGUCCUGGUCCCGUGGCAAUGGAGCACUGUCCUAUUUGACAACACUGGAAUGCUCUAAUGGACAGACAUAUAUGUGCAGGACCAAUGAAACAGGAUGUGACAUCACUAACAUGACAUGUGGACAGACUUGCUCGGUUAAGGUCGUGGCAGAGGGACAUUCAUGCAACAGCUCUGUAGGCACUGGAUCACCUGUCAUUACAGCACCAUGUCCUAAUACUGGCAUUCAAGCCAAACUGGAUUGCAGCACCAACUCAGCACUCAUAUCUUGGACACCAGGCAAUGGUGCACUAAGUUUCAAUGCAACACUGCAGUCUUUCCAGGACACCCAAAAGCACAGCUGUUUCACCACCGGCUCCUCAUGCAACAUCACAUCACUGCCGUGUGGUCAGCACUACAACGUCAGUGUUACAGGAUACGGCCAGAACUGUUCAACCUGUUCUAAACCCCUGGUCACUCUUGACACAGCUCCAUGUGUUCCUACUCAAGUCAGUGUGUCAUUAUCCUGUGGGUCUGACACUGCAUCUGUUUCCUGGGCAGCAUCUAGUGGACUUGUUUCAUACUAUAUAGUAACAGCAGAAGGUGAUAAUGGAAUUACGCUAACCUGCAACUCCAGCAGCACUUCCUGUAACAUCAGCAGCCUGGCAUGUGGUCAGGCAUACAACGUGUCAGUCACAGCUAUGAGCGUCAACUGCACGGGGCAACAUAGCGAAGUGCGUCGUGUCAAUACUGCUCCAUGUGUGCCGGUUCUGAAUGAUGUGGCCCUGAACUGUAGCUCAAAGUCCGCUGUGGUGAACUGGUCUAGUUCAGGGUCGAGUCUAGAUGUGUUUUCAUUUAGCACAGUGAGCGCUCAGGGUGAACAGCUGGGCUGUGGUAUCUUCAAUAAUCACUCUUGUGUGGUGGAUGGACUGCAGUGUGGACAGACGUACACGUUCAGUAUGAAUGCAACGCAAGGCCAAUGCACCAGUGCUAGCAACACGCUACAGAGGGAAACAGCCCCAUGCCCUCCACUGAAUAUCCAGUCCAGAAUGAACUGUGGCAACAACACAGCGAGUGUGUCCUGGUCCCGUGGCAAUGGAGCACUGUCCUAUUUGACAACACUGGAAUGCUCUAAUGGACAGACAUAUAUGUGCAGGACCAAUGAAACAGGAUGUGACAUCACUAACAUGACAUGUGGACAAACUUGCUUGGUUAAGGUCGUGGCAGAGGGACAUUCAUGCAACAGCUCUGUGGGCACUGGAUCACCUAUCAUUACAGCACCAUGUCCUAAUACUGGCAUUCAAGCCAAACUGGAUUGCAGCACCAACUCAGCACUCAUAUCUUGGACACCAGGCAAUGGUGCACUAAGUUUCAAUGCAACACUGCAGUCUUUCCAGGACACCCAAAAGCACAGCUGUUUCACCACCGGCUCCUCAUGUAACAUCACAUCACUGCCGUGUGGUCAGCACUACAACGUCAGUGUUACAGGAUACGGCCAGAACUGUUCAACCUGUUCUAAACCCCUGGUCACUCUUGACACAGCUCCAUGUGUUCCUACUCAAGUCAGUGUGUCAUUAUCCUGUGGGUCUGACACUGCAUCUGUUUCCUGGGCAGCAUCUAGUGGCCUUGUUUCAUACUAUAUAGUAACAGCAGAAGGUGAUAAUGGAAUUACGCUAACCUGCAACUCCAGCAGCACUUCCUGUAACAUCAGCAGCCUGGCAUGUGGUCAGGCAUACAACGUGUCAGUCACAGCUAUGAGCGCUGACUGCACGGGGCAACGUAGCGAAGUGCGUCAUGUCAAUACUGCUCCUUGUGUGCCACAAAACAUAUCGGCCAAGGUCAGCUGUAGUAGCAACAUUGCAACAGUAACCUGGGGGAGCAGCCAAGGGGCGGAGAUUUACUCAGUGACAGCCAGUAGUGUUAAUGGCCUCUCAGCUAACUGCACCUCAGCCUCCACCUCCUGUGACCUUUUAACUUUGACAUGCGGAGUGUCUUACACGAUCACAGUGAAGGCGAAAGGCAGCAACUGUAGCAGUGGGAACAGUGCACCUGUUCAGGUCCAAGCAGUGCCUUGUACCCCAUGGAAUGUUCUGGCCACCGUGAAUUGUUCGACAAAUGCUUUAGUCGUAUCAUGGACAUCUAGUGCAGGAGGACAGCAGUACACAGCCACUGCGCAGGACAGCAAUGGCUUCUCCACCACCUGCCAGUCUACAGGCUCAGAGUGUACCGUGACUGGGCUCAAGUGUGGUCAGCUGUACCACGUCAAUGUGACGGCAUCAGAUAAUCUGUGCAGCAGCCCUCCAAGUGCUACAGUGAACACUAACUCAGCUCCCUGCGCAGCCAGCUCCAUCGGGGCAGUGUUGGAUUGUCAGUUGGGUACAUCCAUUGUGUCAUGGCUGUACGGUGCAGGUGCUCAGGGAUAUGCUGUCUCUGCCUUGGCACCGCUGGGCAACAGGGCUAGCUGUACAUCCAACAGCUCCAUCACGCACUGUGAGCUGAACAACCUGCAGUGUGGCAAUGAGUAUAUGGUGAACGUACAGACUUUGGGAUCCACGUGCAAUUCCAGUGCACAGAUGAAUGGCUCCCUGAUCACAGGUCCGUGUGCUCCUCAGCAUCUGACAGCGCAGUACAGUCCUUCCACCGCUCUGCUCUCCUGGGAUCUCACAAAAGGUGCCGCCAACUUCACAGCAGUGGCUGAGACCGCCGAGGGCCUGACGGUGACCUGCAAGACCUCUAACACGAGCUGCACCUUGCCAGUCCUGGACUGUGGUCAGAUCUACAACAUCAGCGUGACGGCUCACAACAGUGUCUGCACUUUCACUGCGACCUAUGAUCCAAUCAAGACAGAACCAUGUCCUCCUCAGAACGUCAAAGCUAGCAUAAACUGUGCCACCCUCAAUGCUACUGUUUCCUGGGAGCCUAGCCAGUUUGCAGUGGGAUACAUUGCGUUCCUGGAAGGUCAAAAUGGUCAUUCCAGUUCCUGUCGAACAGAUCGUACAUACUGCAGUGUACCUGAUCUCACCUGUGGAACAGUGUACUAUGUCAGAGUCCGUGCCAUCGGAGAGGUGUUCAACAGCUCUGACAGCAUAGGGGUCAACAUGACAUCAGCACCUUGUCUGUCCACUAGUGUGUCUGCCAUCGUGGACUGUGCUACAGAUUCAGCUUUAGUGUCCUGGAGCGUCAUGGUUGGAGCGGAGAAUUACACGGUGACGGCUUUGGGAUCAGGAGGUCAAAGGUUCUCCUGCUCAUCCCAACAGAACCACUGUAACAUCUCGUCCCUGCAGUGUGGACAACUCUAUAACCUCACCUUCACCUCUACGAACCAGCAGUGCCAAAUCACCUCCGCCCCCAAUGUCACGUUCCAGUCCAGACCUUGUGUGCCAUUGAAGGCAGCAGUUGAUCAUGUGUGCGGCAACAACACAGCUGUGAUGUCUUGGGAGGCGAGAGAAGGAGUGGAUUACUACACCGCCCGAGCCCUCAGUGCAGGAGGAGUACACCAGGAGCUUUGCAACUCCACCUCCUCCACUUGUUCCUUCUCUAAUCUGGGCUGUGGAGAGACAUACACUUUUACUGUCACCGCUUACAGCGGCCGCUGCCAAAGCAGCGCCAGUGCACCUGUAUACCUCACUACAGACCCUUGCAGACCAGAAAAUGUGACUGCUCACAUGUCAUGCAACAGUGAGAUGGUGGCGCUCACCUGGUCAAAUGCAAAAGGGGUGUCAUUCUACACUGUGACGGCAAAAGGGAGUCUGGGAUAUACCGUAGACUUUAACACCAGUUCUACUAGCCUGUCGGUGUCACUGCUCUGUGGACAAAGUUACAAUGUGACUGUCCAAGGGCAAAAUGAUUACUGCGACAGCCCAGUGAGCGCCCCUGCAGUUUUCAGUCUCGCACCCUGCACGCCCCAUAAUCUCAUGACAUACACGGCGUGUAACAACCAGGUGGGUUCUGUCAGCUGGGGCCCAAGCGAUGGGGCAAACAUGUACACAGCCACAGCAAUAGGUAAUGAUGGACACACACAUCUGUGCGUCACUAAUGGGACCAACUGCACCUGGGAGGACCUGCACUGUGGUGAAAUCUAUAACGUCACGGUUACUGCCAAUGACAGCCGCUGCACGAGUACACGUAACAACAGCACCUUCAUUCGCAUGGCCCCAUGUGUUCCUCAAGCUUUGACAUCCAUCCUGGACUGUGGCACAGGGCUGGCCACUCUGAGCUGGGCUUCCAGUUUUGGAGCUGAGACAUAUGCAUUGGAAGCAGUAAGUGGAAAUGGGAACAUUCUGGCAUUCAGUACCAACAUUACCAGUGGCUUCCUAUCAGAGCUGCUAUGUGGUCAACAGUACCAGAUCACUGUCAAAGCCAUUAAUGGGCAAUGCAGAAGUGCACCGAGUUCACCUGCAAACCUGUCAACAGCUCCAUGUGCUCCUCAGAACGUGGUAUCUGAGCUGGACUGUUUGUCUAACUUUCUAACUGUAAGAUGGAACAUCAGCCGCGGGGCGGCGUUUUACCUGGUGGCUGCCACGGGCCCUGAAGGUCCAGUGAAUACCUGUAACACGACUGCACAGCAAUGCAAACUGCAAACGCUACGUUGUAGCUCCUCGUACAAUGUCAGCGUCAUUGCAGUAAACCAGCAAUGCAAAACAUUAGGAGGUUCCAUCUUAGAAAUAAACACUGUGCCAUGUGUACCUGGUCAUGUGCAGGGCAGAGUAAACUGUACGACUGGAGAUGUAUCUGUAUCCUGGAAUCAAAGCGUGGGUGCUGUUUCCUACACUGCGGUUGCUUGGAGUAGCGGUGGCUAUACUUCAGUGUGUAACAGCACUGGAACAGGGUGUGUCUUCUCAGACCUGCUCUGUGGGAUGAACUAUAGUCUGGCUGUCAGCGCACAUGACGAGACCUGCAGCACUGCACCGAGCCAACCAGUUGUGCUAAAUACAGUGUCCUGUAAGCCACAGAAUGCUAGCGCUCUGCUCAACUGCGACACCAACUCUGCUGUUGUAACAUGGGAGCUCGCCAAUACCGUCACGCAUCACAUAGUCCAGGCUGCUGGUUCUGACGGACAUCGUAUCAACUGCACGAGCUCCGACCACAGUUGCACAUUACUCGGCAUGCACUGUGGCCAGAGAUAUAACCUUACCAUCACUGCCAUGGAUGGAGUAUGUGACAACAGCAACACAUACCUCACUCUGCAGUCAGCUCCAUGUGCACCUAGCAAUGUUCAGACAUCUUUGCUUUGCGACAUCCACAAUGGUAGUGUUGUGUCUGUGUCGUGGGUACAAGCCAAUGGGGUGGAGGCUUACAGCGCUGUGGCCGUGUCUAAUGAUGGCCAUUCCUACUCUUGUAACACCACCACUGCGUCCUGUAAUCUGCAGGAACUGCAGUGUGGUCAGAUUUAUAAUGUUUCUGUCUACUCACUGGCCAAUGGCUGCGGGGGUGUGAAAAGUACUAUGUCUCAAGUGCAAACAGCUCCAUGUCCACCUCAGAACGUAUCUGCCAACGUGCAGUGUGAGUCAGGGUCUGUGCAGGUGAGCUGGAGUCCAGCAGUAGAUGCCAGCCAGUUCAGAGUGGUAAUGCAGUCCCAGAUCACUGGUGUGAUCUUCUCCUGUAACAGCACAAACACAGAGUGCUCCAUUGCAAAUCUGCCCUGUGGAGAGAGCUUCAACAUCAGUGUGGUGGCACUGAGGGGCAGCUGUCAGAGUCAACCAAGCAGUGGUCUCAACAUUGUCUCAGCUCCAUGUACCCCACAGGGGGUCAAUGGUACUGUGGACUGUGUCACUAACUCCGCGUGGGUCACAUGGGAUGUGGAUAAGGGUGCAGAGUCUUACACGGUGCUGGCUGUUGGGGACGACGGUCAAAAUGUCACAUGUUCCAGCCCAAACUCCACCUGUUAUGUGCCUGACCUGGGUUGUGGAAAGAGCUACAUCUUCCAAGUCACUGCUUCAAAUGCUGCCUGCCUGAGCCCACCCAGCAACAGCUUCCAGCUAGAGACAGCACCUUGUACCUUGUCAUCCAUCGUGGUGGUUGCUGAAUGCCAAAGUUCUGUUAUCAUGGUUCAGUGGCAGAGGGCAAAAAGUGGGAAAUCCCUCUACAUUGCCACAGCAGAGGAUCAAGACCAUGUCUUCAUUUCCUGCAAUAGCUCUGCCUCUUCCUGCAACCUUACCAAUGUGCAGUGCGGCAAAGAGUACACUAUCAGUGUGGCUGCUUCAGCCAACAAAUGCAGCAGCCUUCGCAGUCCAACCUACAAGAUCAGAACUGCACCCUGUCAACCCUCACAAGUACAGGCCUUUACAUCAAAACUAGAAGUUGCUGUGUUUGUGUCAUGGGACCCAUCAUAUGUGGCGCAGUCAUACCUGCUUUCUGCAGUCAGCAGAGAUGGAGACUUAAAGACAUGCAAUACCUCGUACAACAACUGCACACUAACUGAUCUGCACUGCAGCAACACCUACAAUGUGUCCGUUUUAGCAAGUAAUGAGAACUGUACCAGUCUGCCUAGUACUAAUGUCACUUUCAAAACAGCGCCAUGUAAGCCAGCCAAUGUAACUGCAAACAUUCAAUGCGGGAACAGUAGUGCUUCCUUGUCAUGGCUGGGGAGUACAGGGGCAGUGGCCUACGUGGGAAUUGCUCAGUCAGAAAACGGCACAACGGUCUAUUGCCAGAACACAGAGCCUUCCUGUACUCUGGUGGGCUUAGUGUGUGGGACUGUGUACAAUUUCACAGUGCAGGCAACGGAUGGCACCUGCAACAGUUCCUUGAGCGAACCUCUAAUUGAGGGAGCAGCUCCCUGUCCUCCAGCUGGGUUGAGGGUUGUCCCUCGUACGGUAGUGAAUGACACUCAGAUCUUGAGGGCAUCCUGGUCUACUGUGAGUUGUCCCAAUUCUGAAUAUCUACUGGGACUCAAGGGCAACAUUCAGGGCAACAGCCAGGCACUCUUUGACCUCGCCUCCUAUUGGACAAGUCGCACGUUCUUCGAGAUACCCCUCCCUUGUGGCUCAUCCUACAGCGCAACCAUCAGGGCGAGGAACUCUGCCGCCUCAAGUGUCGAGUCUGCUGCUGUCACUGGAAUCACAGUACCUUGUGCCCCUCUAAACGUGACAUUCUCUGCAUCAUCGGCGGAAGUGGCAUGGAAUGAGUCUGUAUUUGCUACGAACUACACCGUGUAUGGGGUCACUUCCUCUAGUAGAACAACACUCUGCAAGACCUCACAGCUUCUCUGCUCCAUCACCAAUUUCAGCAGCGGUCACAUUGUCGUAACAGCCCACAAUGCUGCCGGAGAGAGUGAAGACUCAGUGUCUGUUUUAGUGACAACCGUUGGCAGGAGGUGAGACCUGGCUCGAAAUCAGAAAGGCCUGCCCAACCCUGAGUGAAUGCAUCUCGUCGCACUCAAACUCUUGCCUUUGGGAAUUCCUGUACUUACCUAAGAAUUCUUGAAACUCUGUGAUACUUCACUUUUGCAUGUUACAUAUAUUCCGGUUCAAGGUUCAUUUUUUUCCACAAUAUUUAUGGGUGGAAUAGAUUGACUGGGGAAGAGAUAAACAUUAUUUCUUUUAAAAUGUUUUCCAAAAUCUGUUUUUUUUUGUUUUCUGGCUUAAGGAUUUACUUUUAUGCAAUGUCAAAUAUUUAAAAAAAAAAGUCUAUAAAUAUAUCCCUAUGUUUUGUAAAUGAGUAGUUAUUAAAUACAAAGAGCAUUUCUCCAUGUGAUCAGUCUUAUAAAUUAUGACAUGUAAAAUAAAUUAACCAUACACAAAACACCUGCUGUUCCAAUAAAAUAUGUUCUUACAAUGAACUGACAA